AUGGUAGACAACGCUUCCUCUAAUGAUGUUGCCAAUGGUGAAAGAUUGAAAGAAAAACAUGAGUCCAUUGCUGCAAUUACAAAUGUUGUGAGAUAUGUUAGGUCUUCCCCUUCUAGGCUUAUAACGUUUAAGAAAUGUAUGAAAGAGGAAGGGAUCGAAUGCAAGGGACUUCUCUGUUUAGAUGUCCAAACAAGGUGGAACUCGACAUUCCUCAUGCUUAAUUGUGCACUCAAAUUUCGAAAGGCAUUUGAAAGAAUGGAAGGUAAUGGAAAUUAUUCGAAAUAUUUUAAUGAGGCUGACAAAGAUGGGAAGCCAAAGGAGGGACCACCAUCUGAAAAACAUUGGCAAGAUGCGUUAGUUUUUUUGAAUGACCUAACUCUUGAUGAUGAGGAGGAUGAGUUGUUGCAUUGCAUGGCAAAGAAUAUGAAGCAUAAAUAUGACAAGUAUUGGGGAAAGCUUGAUGAAUGUAAUGAGGCACUUCUGAUUGCCUUGGUUCUUGACCCCAGAUACAAGCUUGAUUAUCUCCAUCAUUGCUUUGGUGAUAUUCAUGAUGAUGUAACGUGCACUAUGAUGUCUCAAUCUAUUGUUUCUGGUUCGUCCUCAUAUGUCAUGUCUGCUCAGCCUACCACCAGUAGUACCAGUAACAAGAGUAAGAGGUCACAUAACUUGCAUGAUGAGUAUGUGGCGCGAAAAAUGGAGAAGGAGGGUGGUAAAACAAAAAAUAAGGUUGAUAAGUACUUGGAAGAGGCAGUUGAGCUACCAAGUCAGAAUUUUGAUGUUUUGGGAUGGUGGGCGAGUAGUGGAUGCAAAUACAAGAUUUUUUCGAUCAUGGCUCGUGAUGUGUUAGCUAUACCAGUUACCACAGUUGCUUCUGAAGCGGCAUUUUCAACUGGGGGUCGAAUUUUGGAUCCUUUUAGGAGUUCACUGAGCCCAAGGAUGGUUGAAGCAUUAAUUUGUCUCAAGAAUUGGUGGAGUGAUUCACAUCAACCUAUCAUCGUUCGAGACUACAUAGAUGAAGCAGAAGUGCUUCAAACCUCUGAUGAUCUUGAGUCAGAUAUGAUGACCGAUGCUAGCGUUUCCUCUGUUCAUGCUCCAUUUUCAGUUUCAGCCUCAUCGUCUGCACAACAAUCCGGGAAUUGA
Molecule: messenger RNA, 1140 nt
Organism: Humulus lupulus (European hop)
Lineage: Eukaryota; Viridiplantae; Streptophyta; Magnoliopsida; Rosales; Cannabaceae
Product: zinc finger BED domain-containing protein RICESLEEPER 2-like
Exons: 5
Coding region: 1-1140 (379 amino acids)
Molecular function (GO): protein dimerization activity; DNA binding
Source: RefSeq, a predicted model, not a curated record